GAACCUUCAGCGUGAGCCUCACCAGCACCCGGUAGUAAAUACGUUCACAGCACGAAUAUUUAAAAUCAUUUGUAUUAAUUGCAUAUGUUUAGCCAUCUCGUGAUUCUAGCUGGCGCCUGCAGCACUGUCAGCCAUAAUAGUUACUUCCUUGAAAGUCAAAAUGCAUUUGGCAGCUACACGCAGAAAGUUCGUCUGUGUCAAACGCAUUCUGUAUCCUUUGAGGCAGACCUGUCUGUUGUUUUCCACUAAUGAUACUAUUCUAGCCUACAAGCGGAAAUCACCAUCAAAAAAACAGUUCAGAAAACCUCCCUGGGCUGAUGAUCUCUCCUGGGAAGAAAGGCUAGCUGAUGUGGUCACCCCGUUGUGGAGGCUGAAAUAUGAUGAGCAACUCGAACUCAAGCAAAAACAUCAGGAACGUAUCCUGUCUCAGCUCUCUGGGUAUCUCUCAGGUGACUUACAUUCACAUCCCUCAUCACCUGUCAGAAGUAAACUCAACUUCUCUGUCCAGCCUAUUUUGCCAUCACCGAUUAGGGAUGGCUACCGCAACAAGUCUACAUUUUCUGUCAACAAAGGAAGUGAUGGAAAUCCGAAAACAGUUGGAUUUUACAUUGGCACUGGCAAAAAGGGAAACAUUGUCUGCGUCAAUGGAGACCACCUGCUCAACCUGCCAGAGAAGCACAAACUGGCUGCCAGGUGCUACCAAGACUUCAUUCGCCUUUCUUCCCUGGAGCCCUGCCUGCUGUUCCACGCCGGGGGUCACUGGCGAGAGAUCACAGUGAGGACCAACACACAGGGUCACACCAUGGCUAUAGUGCAUUUCCAUCCACAGACGCUCACCCCAGAAGAGAUAGCAGUCCAUAAGGCUGACCUGGUGGAUUACUUCAUACGGGGGCCUGGAUCUGUCUGUCAGCUGGACUCGCUGUUCUUCCAGGAGAGCACCAUGACUCAGUGCACUCAUGAGAAAUCCCCCUACCAGCUCCUGUAUGGUCAGCCACACAUAUAUGAGGAGGUGCUGGGCUUCAAGUUCCGCAUCUCUCCUGAUGCCUUCUUCCAAGUGAACCAGGCUGCUGCUGAGGUGCUGUAUAGCACAGUGAGAGACCUGUGUGUCCCAAACCAUGAGGAAGGUGGAGGAAAAACAAAAAUUGGUGGUACUCUCCUAGAUGUGUGCUGUGGGACAGGCACCAUUGGUAUCACAUUAUCACCCAUGGUGGACAGGAUUAUUGGUAUAGAGCUCAUAGAACGGGCCGUGGAAGAUGCGAGACACAAUGCAGCUCUCAGUAAUGUACUGAACUGUGAGUUUUUCCCCGGGAAGGCGGAGGUGGUGCUUCCUCGCCUCAUGUCUCAGCUGAACUCUGCAGAUGAAGGCCUUGUGGCAGCUGUGGUAAACCCUGCUCGAGCUGGCCUGCACUACAGAGUAGUCCGAGCUUUACGAAACCAACCUCAUAUCCGCAGGCUGGUCUAUGUUUCCUGUAAACCAGAUGGAGAGGCGAUGAGGAACUUCAGGGAGCUUUGUUGUGCUCCUGACCUUCAGAAGAAACUCACAGGAGAGGCAUUUUCUCCAACUCUGGUUGUUCCUGUGGAUAUGUUCCCACAUACUCCUCAUUGUGAACUGGUGCUACUUUUUGAGAGAUAGCAAAUACUUUAUGUUCUGAGGUGGCCUUGAACCCUUCAACAACAACUCUGGUUGAUUUAGGAAGCUAUUAGGGAGUUGAAUGGGAUGUGAGGUAUGUUAGAUGAUAAUGGAGAUAUGGAGAUUCUAACCACCCGCAAUAAUCUUACACCUGUGUUUUUUGAAUUACUUGCUUGGUUAGCUUUGCUUUCAGAAAUGUGUAGUUCGACUGCAACAAAUGAUUAUCUUGAUUAAAAUUCAUCUCUAAAUUC
This is a messenger RNA of Scatophagus argus, 1881 nucleotides long. RefSeq names its product tRNA methyltransferase 2 homolog B (gene trmt2b). NCBI's taxonomy places the organism in Eukaryota, Metazoa, Chordata, Actinopteri, Scatophagidae. Gene Ontology annotation, biological process: RNA processing. The record is from RefSeq and is a predicted model, not a curated record. The transcript is spliced from 2 exons. Gene Ontology annotation, molecular function: tRNA (uracil(54)-C5)-methyltransferase activity, S-adenosyl methionine-dependent. Bases 161 to 1633 code for a protein of 490 amino acids.